This is a messenger RNA of Musa acuminata AAA Group (dessert banana), 1674 nucleotides long. RefSeq names its product carbon catabolite repressor protein 4 homolog 4-like. The record is from RefSeq and is a predicted model, not a curated record. Bases 437 to 1555 code for a protein of 372 amino acids. NCBI's taxonomy places the organism in Eukaryota, Viridiplantae, Streptophyta, Magnoliopsida, Zingiberales, Musaceae. The transcript is spliced from 10 exons. Gene Ontology annotation, molecular function: poly(A)-specific ribonuclease activity.
GCUCCCACCCACAGCCUAAAGCGCCCAGCGAUCUCCCCGCCGCCGCCUCCUCGUUCGCGCUCGCCUUUUCUUCCCCUCCCUUCCCUCGAUUGUCCAACAAAGUCGCACUACCAGCACCAUCUGCUCCCCCCGCCUGCCUCCUCCCUCCGCGACACGCUGUGGCCGCUUCCACGUCCACCGUCAUUUUGCUGCUCACAGCUCCCCGUCUCCUGGGUUGCCAUUACGACACCGACCUUGGCGGGUCGGUUCUAUGUGAUUGCUUGCGGCCCUUCCUUUUACCCGGCCCGGCAGGCCCCAGCCGACCUGUCCAUAUCCCUCCUUUUAUCUAUCUGUAACGGCUGGACUUCCAAAUCAAAAGAAACGGCUGCCGACAUAGCAGGUUUUGUUUCGCCUCGGGAGAUCUAUAAAUAGUGUGGGUGAGGGAUAAAUAAAAGUGAUGCCUCCUGUAUCUCCUCUCCUCUUAAGGCCACCCAUCUCCGCCUCUGUAGUUCUCUGGAUUAGCAAGAGGAGAAUAAAUGCAAUGGCUAAGCCUAUAUGCUCAAGGUUUAUUCAUUUGGAAGAUUCUCAAGAUGUGGCAAAUGCUUCAAAUGGUUUUAAAUUUCGCUUCAUCUCCUAUAACAUUCUGGCACAGGUUUAUGUGAAGAGUUCUUAUUUUCAGCAUUCUCCAUCUUCCUGUCUCAAGUGGAAAGCUCGUUCACAAGCUAUUCUAAUGGAUUUCAAGAACUUUGAUGCUGAUUUUCUUUGUAUACAGGAGUUGGAUGAGUACAGUACCUUUUACAAAAGUAACAUGGAGAACCUUGGAUAUUUAAGCCUUUAUAUUAAAAGAAGUGGACAGAAACGUGAUGGUUGCGGGAUCUUUUACAAACCUAGCAGUGCACAGUUGCUCCAAAUGGAGGAAAUUGAUUAUAACGAUCUUGUUAAUUGUGCGAGUGCCCUAAAUGAGAUAGGCAACAACAAAGUAUUGGAUCUUGAAACUAGGGAUGCACCAAUAGAAGAGUUAUCAAGGAAGCACCAAUCUGACGAUCCACAUGUGAGAUUAAAACGUGACUGUGUGGGUUUACUAGCAGCAUUUCAGCUAAAUGAUUCAUCAAAUCACAUUAUUGUUGUGGCAAAUACUCACAUUUAUUGGGAUCCAAAUUGGGCUGAUAUAAAGCUUGCACAAGUGAAGUACCUUCUAUCCCGGCUUUCGCAGUUUAAAGAACUUGUUUCAAAUAAGUUCACUUGUAUACCUUCAGUGCUUGUUGCAGGUGAUUUUAAUUCUACUCCUGGAGACGAGGUCUAUCGGUACCUUGUAUCAGCUUCAGAAGUUGCACCUAUCCAAUUGCGUAGUCUUUACGCGGCACAUGGAGGGGAGCCAACAUUCACAAACUGUACCCCUGACUUUACGGGAACACUGGAUUAUAUUUUUUUGUCAGGUAGCCGCCUGAGAGCAGUGAGCCUGCUAGAAGUGCCUGGGCCUGAAUCUGCUGAUGUCAUUGGUGGACUGCCCAAUCACCACCAUCCUAGCGAUCAUCUACCAAUUGGUGCCGAUUUUUCAGUCCUUCAAAGUCCAUGACAAAAAUAUGUACUUCAUUGAGUUGAAAUGGAUGGUAGAGAACAACAUUUGGCAUAUGCUGUCUCCACCUAAUGUAAUUUCACUGGUAAUAUAUGCGCAUCCAAAUGGUGUUGUCUGGA